CAGCUCCACAUGGCGAUCAGUAAGACCACAGCCAGGGUGGUGGUUGACUGUAAGGUAGUGGGAGGAAAGCCCAUCAACGCGGCUGGCAACAUCAGUAUAGACGGGGUGGAGGUACUGGGACGCAUGGUACGAUCCAGAGGGAAGAGGGACAACUCAGCUCCGUUCCAGAUCCAGAUGUUUGACAUUAUCUGCAGCACGUCCUGGGCCAGUCGAGACAAGUGCUGUGAGCUCCCUGGACUGAGGCUGGAGGAGGACUGUCCUGCCAUGCCCCAUGCCUGUAGCUGUUCUCAGGACAGUAAAGGACCUCCCGGACCCACAGGACCUCCCGUAAAGUCCUACUACUGCCUUUAUUUACUGUCUCAGGGAAUAGG
Salmo salar (Atlantic salmon) is the source of this 371-nucleotide messenger RNA. NCBI's taxonomy places the organism in Eukaryota, Metazoa, Chordata, Actinopteri, Salmoniformes, Salmonidae. The record is from RefSeq and is a predicted model, not a curated record.